This is a messenger RNA of Nicotiana attenuata, 842 nucleotides long. RefSeq lists its product as uncharacterized. NCBI's taxonomy places the organism in Eukaryota, Viridiplantae, Streptophyta, Magnoliopsida, Solanales, Solanaceae. The record is from RefSeq and is a predicted model, not a curated record. The coding region runs from base 1 to 639 and encodes 212 amino acids. The transcript has 6 exons.
AUGCCUAGGGAUGUUCAAAACCAAUCCGAAACCGAAAAUCGAACCAAGCCGAAGCUUAAUGGCUUACUGCUGCAUAAUUUGAUUUGCGGUUGCACUUCGUCUUCUGCGGCCGUACAAUUCCAUGUACUGUCCGCACUUCAGGCAAGGCUUCAGUCUUGGUCAUUUUGCACACUAUCUGAACUUUCUGAAUUCUUGUUAGUGCGACCAUGUUCUACGGCCGCCCGAAUUGUGUACGCACCUUUUUUUGUGAAAUUUAACUUAACAAUAAUAGAAAAAGAAACACUCUUCUUACGGCUUAGGUUUUUCCCAAAUCAAAUACUCCCAAAGGUUAGCUAUUUCCCCAAAUCAAAGACUCCCAGAACUCCCCAAUUCGUCGGCAAUCUCCCGUCAACAUACUCCGGUUAUUCAGUCAAAAGAAGAAAUUAUUUGUUGCUGGUGCAACUGGGAUCACACCGGAAAGAGAAUUUUUUAGCAGCUGCUGUCAAAGUGUUUAAUCUUACAAUUGAAGAUUCCAUAUCAAGCAGCCCAUCGGUUGAAGUCAUGUUCCUUAUGCUUGGCAGUUGUUCACAUUCACAGUAUACUUGGUACCAAAUCAUCGAUGAAGUGGUACAUAUUUGUCCCUGGACUCUAAAUGUAUAGAUGCCACGGUUUCUCUUGGCUAAUUCUCUAUCAUAAUUUACUCCAAGUGAAGUAAAUGCAAACAUAUUAUUGUAGGUUCUGUUUGAAAAAUAAUUUGGUAACUCAAAAAGAGAUAUUCAAAUUGUUGUCUAGGUUCAUUCUUGUUAUAUUAUAUUAAUGGAUCUUUAUUAUACUAUUAAUUUGAAUAUAUUUAAUGUGUUUAA